Messenger RNA from Carassius auratus (goldfish), 2396 nucleotides. RefSeq names its product bone morphogenetic protein 2-like. NCBI's taxonomy places the organism in Eukaryota, Metazoa, Chordata, Actinopteri, Cypriniformes, Cyprinidae. The transcript has 3 exons. The record is from RefSeq and is a predicted model, not a curated record. Gene Ontology annotation, cellular component: extracellular region. Gene Ontology annotation, molecular function: growth factor activity; cytokine activity. The coding region runs from base 460 to 1737 and encodes 425 amino acids.
GAGAGAGAGAGAGCGAGGGAGGGAGGAAAAAGGGGAGGAGAGCACAAAAGAGAAGUACAGACAGAUUGAGAGAGGAAGGGAGAAAGUCAGCUACAAAGCCAGAGGAACAGGAGGGAAUUUGGCCGGCAACAAACUUCCAAUUCUUCCUCUAUCAUCCAUUUCAUUGUCCUGUGCUCCUGUGCUCCCCUGGACCUGGCAGAACAGCGGCGUCUGGUCAGCCACAGGGAAGCCGGUGGAUGUUUUUUAAGAGCACACUUCUCUGACUCUCAGAAGAGGAUGAGUGCUUGAGGACAAGCUGGAGAGGCUGACGUUAUUCCAGAGGUACAUUCACUUACCCAGGAGAGACAGACAGCGUCUACUCCAUCCUCAGGAGCGAAUGAGAGGAGAGGGUCUGUAACGCUGGAGCUCAAGGACAAACCAUGGACUCUGCACACCUCCCACUUCACCUGGACGUCCAACAUGUUCCCUGCUAGCCUACUGGUUCUGAUGAUCCUGCUGCUACCUCAUGUCUCAUCAGGUCAACAGGAGGGUCCCAGUCAGAAACAUGAAAGCCUUGGUAGUCCUCUGGAACCUAGCUUGGCCCAUACCAUUCAAAACCUCCUGCUGACCCGCUUGGGUCUACAGUCACACUCCAACCCCAGUACAGAGGCACAGGUGCCCCAGUAUCUUCUAGACCUGUAUCGGUUCCACACUCAACAGUACCAUCUCGUUGAAGACCCAGAGUUUAGCUUCCCAUCCCAGCAUGUGCAAGGAGCCAACACAAUCCGAUGCUUUCACCACACAGAUUCUACAGUCCUGAGUGUUCCAGAAGAGCAGAAAACGACAGGGGACAGCAUUCACAUUGGCUUCAAUCUGUCCUCCAUUCCGUUAGAAGAGAGUGUGGUGUCGGCAGAGCUCCGUUUCCUGCACGAAGGAUCAAGUAAAGACUCAACUCACGUGGUCAGCCUUUAUCUUUCCAACAACGACCCUGCAUCAAAGCCCACACUGAUCCAUUCUCGCCGACUUACUAGAGAUCAAAAGACGGCAGAACUCUGGGAAACCUUUCCCUUGGAUGGAGAAGUGUUUCAGAAUCUAUCUGAGAGGUCAGGGAGCCUGUCUUUCAUUCUGGACAUUAUUGCUGACAAUAACAGCAGCCUUUACAAAGAGAGACAUCUGCGGGUUCGCAGGUCCACUGGGCAAGAUGAGCACAGCUGGGCAAAGCAGAGGCCGUUGCUGGUAACUUACAGUCACGAUGGCCGCAGCGAGCCAUUUAUGCCCCUUAAAAAGCAGACCCCUGCUGGCAGACGAGGCAGGGGCAGAUGGACCAGAGGCAGGUUUAAGGGUGAUAGGGGUCAGGGCUCUGACACAGGUUGGCGGGUGGGAUGGAAUGAAAGGCGGGUGAAACGACAUGGUGGGAGGGCUGCCAAGCUCAAACGGCUCUCCCGUUCUCGCUGCCGUCGACACCCGCUGUAUGUGGACUUCAAAGAUGUAGGCUGGAAUAAAUGGAUCGUGGCCCCAUCCGGUUACGAUGCUUUCUUUUGCCUCGGAGAGUGCCGCUUCCCACUGGCUGACCAUAUGAAUUCAUCUAGCCAUGCUAUGGUGCAAACGCUGGUCAACUCCGUAAACGGGGCUGUCCCGCGGGCCUGCUGUGUGCCAACGGCCCUUAGCCCCAUCGCCCUCCUUUACCUGGACCAGGAGGAACGUGUGGUUCUGAAAAACUAUCAAGACAUGGUGGUGGAGGGCUGCGGCUGUCGAUAGCAAAAUUCUCAUGGAAUAGAUAGGAAGGGUGGACUUGAAAAAUAGGACUGAAAGCAAGUUCAAAAAGAAAGCAUGGUAAAACUGUCAUACUAAAAACAUAAGCACCUACUUAUAGUCCUCUGGAACCCAGCUUUGACUUCUUGUGUCCAAUGAAGCAUUGUGUUUGUGUGAACAAUGACCCUUAGAAGCACUCAGUCCCAACGUGAUGUGUCUGUCUUAUGUAUGUAGUACACUCCAGCUUUCGGUCUUGUAGGUGUCCAGUAGCGACAGUAUGUUAUUGUUGUUGUGUCCUUCCUGCUCCUGUUUUGUGCGUCUUUCCCUCAUAAUCAUUAAGUCAUUGACAACUCAAAGGGACCAAGAAGUGACCGUGGACUUAUUGAGCAUUUGGCGCUGGGCAGACUUAAACCUGAGGAGAGACAAUAAGAAAACUGAAAGAAACUUCAAAGUGUGCACUGUGACAGAGACUAUAACUGAUUACAGGGCACUUCUCCUUGUGAGCUAUUUAAAAAUCACGACACCAAGAAAUUAUGAUGUUAUUGUAUGAAUGUGUUAGUGCUAUUAUUUAUGGUGACCUGUUAUUUUUUUUUUAUGUAUGGUGCAGCCCAAAGAAAAGUUUAAUAUACAAAUACUUCUGUGGUAGUAAAGUAAAUCUAAUUUAA